AUGGAGGAAGUGAGAAAACGAGAAAAUGGGACCAUGGAGAAUCAAAUCCAAAGAAAACCAAGAAUUCUUUGCCUCCAUGGAUUCAGAACGAGUGGUGAAAUCCUGAAGAAAUUGAUUUCUCGAUGGCCCGAAUCUGUUCUUGAGGAGUUGGAUCUUGUGUUUUUAGAUGCACCUUAUCCUGCUCAGGGUAAGUCUGAUGUUGAAGGGAUUUAUGAUCCUCCAUUCUAUGAGUGGUUCCAGGCCGAUAAGGAUUUCAAAGAAUACUACAAUUUUGAAGAAUGCCUUGAUUACAUUGAAGACUAUAUGCUAAAGCAUGGACCAUUUGAUGGUGUUCUGGGUUUUUCUCAGGGUGCACUUUUAUCAGCAGCCUUGCCCGGCAUGCAAAGGGAAGGUGUAGCACUUACCAAAGUUCCAGAUAUAAAGUCUCUCAUUGUUAUAUCAGGAAGCAAAUUUGGGGGUUCCAAAUUUGGGUUGCCCAAACUUGCCGCCAAUGCAUUUUCAUCUCCAAUCAAGUGCCCAUCACUGCACAUUAUAGGUGAAUUGGACUUCAUGAGGGAAGAGGGUGAAGCUUUACUGAACUCUUUUGUGGAUCCUGUUGUGAUUAAACAUCCCAAGGGACACACAGUACCAAGGUUAGUUGGGGAAGACCUUGAGAAAAUGCUGGAUUUUAUUCAGAAAAUGUAA
Messenger RNA from Fraxinus pennsylvanica, 684 nucleotides. NCBI's taxonomy places the organism in Eukaryota, Viridiplantae, Streptophyta, Magnoliopsida, Lamiales, Oleaceae. The record is from the annotation of a GenBank genome assembly.